Molecule: messenger RNA, 1611 nt
Organism: Lathyrus oleraceus (garden pea)
Lineage: Eukaryota; Viridiplantae; Streptophyta; Magnoliopsida; Fabales; Fabaceae
Exons: 2
Coding region: 1-1611 (536 amino acids)
Source: RefSeq, a predicted model, not a curated record
AUGGAGGCUCCCAGGAAGAGUAAUGUGACCUAUCAUUUCUUCGAUACCAAGAUCGGCCUAUUGCGUCAGAUAAAAGCUUUGAUUACUCCUGACCAUGUGGGUUUAUUCCGGAAUACUUAUGGCAACAUCUUGCCUAUGGUUGAAGACUUGGAUGCUUCUCAGAGGAGUUUGAUACAUACUUGCUUGCAGUUUUAUGAUCCUCAGUUGCGUUGCUUCACUUUUCAGGAUUUCCAGUUGGCUCCUUUAUUGGAAGAGUAUGCUAUGAUCUUGGAUGUUCCUCUACAGCAUUGUGUCCCUUUCAACUCCGAUAUACCUCCUCUAGAGCAUAAGGAUAUUGCUAAGGCUCUUCAUCUGGAAGUGUUUGUUGUAAAGGAAAAUCUCUCUUCUUCUAAGGGAGGUCUAUCUGGUUUCCAUCUGGAUUUUUUGGUAGACAAAGCCGAAGAGUGUGCUGCUCAAGGCAAUUGGGAGGUUGUGUGUGCUCUGUUAUCGUUAAGUGUCUAUGGUAUUAUGCUAUUCGCCGAUGAACCGAAGUUCGUGAGUAUGAGUGCUAUUCAUAUCUUUCUGCUAAAUAACCCGGUUCCCACCCUUCUUCGUGAUUUCUAUUUUUCGGUGCACAAUAAGAAUGAGAAGAGACGAGGGAGGUUGGUCAGAUGUUGCGCUCCAUUGUUCCAUAAGUCGCUCGUGGGGCAUUUGCCAAAAGACGAUACUUUUCUGAAUUCGCAUCAUGCCAGGAAUUGGCCUAGAAGGUUUGUUGUCUUGACUGCUAAAGACAUCAGAUGGUGUAAUCAGAAUACCAAAGGUGGCGAUUUUGUGGUUAGCUGUGGGAAAUACCCUAAUGUACCAUUGUUGGGUACGAAGGGUUGUAUCAACUACAACCCGAUUCUUUUGAGAAGACAAUUAGGGUAUGCCUUGACUCACGCUCCUAAGGAUCAAGAUCUGGUGGAAUCUUUCUACUUCCCUAUGCAAGAUAAUCUAGAAUUGGUUAAGCAAGCUGCUGGAGCUUGGAGAAAUAUUCAGACUAAAGGUGCUAUUGUGUAUGGAAAAUGUAACAACAUCUCUUCUUCCCAGUAUGAUAGUUGGUUGCGAGAAAGAGCUCAAAUUACUCUUCUACCUUUCUCUAUGGGAGAACCAUCUGAUUCGGUUAUUGUUGAGUCUGUCAGCAUGGUUGAGUACAACAGUUUGAAGCAAGAAAAGGGAAAAGCCGAUAAGUUGAAUGCGAAGCUGAGUGAAGGCCUCAGGAAAACUUUUAAAGCUUGCAAGGCUGCUAAGGAGCAGUUAGGAAGAGCUGAAUAUAGGCUUAUUGAGCGCCAGCAAAGGUGGGAAGAAUUGUCUGAUCGCCGGAGACAGGUUGAGAUAGAAAUCAGAGCAGAAAAUGAGCGGUUGAAGAGUAGGGAGAACGAGCAGCAUGAAGCACUUCGAUUGGCUGAACAAGAGAUCGUCGAACUAAAGAUUCAAGUAGGGGUCAAGAGAACAAAAGAACAAGACAAGUAUAGGAAAUUGGAAGAAGCGGUCAAGACGAGGAAUUUGUUGAUUCAAGGCCUUACAGAGCACCCUACUGACCCGGUUACAGAGGCGUUCUUAAGGAAGUUCGAGAAGACUCGUUUGGGCUAG